AUGUUCCCGCGACCGCUCGCUCCGGCGAGGCAGCAUUUAAUUGCAGCUGCGACUUCUCAACUCCGAAGGCGACAAAAUGUUUCCAGGGCCUGUAUCAGAUGCCAGCAAAAGAAAAUCAAAUGUUUUGGCGGCAUCCCUUGCCAACGAUGUCUCGAAACCAGCACCCCAUGCGUGGUCGACGAAGACAGCGACGAACGCCGAAAAAUCCUUCUGAAACGCCGGAUAAGCUAUCUCGAAAAGGAUCGAGAGCUCCUUAUUCAACUGGUGGACACUCUUCGCGAUGAAGACCGGCUUCACAUCUCCGACACUAUGAACCUUAUCCGCAGCAACGCCUCCAUUGACGACCUUCGGUCGUUCGUGACCGACCAAGUCGAGCCCCAAGGCUCGAAAGAAAGUUCAUAUUCAGUGGUAAAGCCGGAGGCCGAUGGCGAAGACGCACUGUUUCCUACACCCAGCGCUCGUCAACACUUGUUGAAUAUCCAGCGAUUAACGGAUAUCCCAGUCCACCGUGUCCCUGCUCGGCCGUGGACUUCAGUCACAGAUGAUAACGAUUUUGUGUCCCACUUGAUUUCCUUAUAUUUCUCGUGGGAACACCAGACGUGGUUCUCGAACUGGCCCGAGGCAAUGGCAACACAAGACGAUCCUACUUCCAAAGGUCUGCACUUCUAUCACGAGGCCAGUGAUCUUCUCGUCCUGCAAGAAGGUAGAGUUAGUUUGACUAGCGUCCAAGGCCUCGGGGCAUUGUACACAAGGUAUCUUCGGACAUAG
This is a messenger RNA of Aspergillus melleus, 768 nucleotides long. RefSeq names its product Zn(II)2Cys6 transcription factor domain-containing protein. NCBI's taxonomy places the organism in Eukaryota, Fungi, Ascomycota, Eurotiomycetes, Eurotiales, Aspergillaceae. The record is from RefSeq and is a predicted model, not a curated record. Bases 1 to 768 code for a protein of 255 amino acids. The transcript has 3 exons. Gene Ontology annotation, biological process: regulation of DNA-templated transcription. Gene Ontology annotation, molecular function: zinc ion binding; DNA-binding transcription factor activity, RNA polymerase II-specific.